AUGGUUCAAGAUGCCAUCAUACAGCGUAUUGAUUGGUGGUCCGUCAGACCUCGAGCCUGGGUACCUGGGAAAAUCAUCGAAAAGGACAUGGUGCACCAGAAGGCAGAUCGCGACCGGCUCUCGGAAAUCAUGGACGAUCCAAAGGCAGCCGAAUCGCUCAUCCUAUGGCAUCAUGGCAAGCCAAUCGAGCAUGAGCUGGACGUCAUUGUGUUCCGCACUGGAUAUCGUCUCGCAAUUGCGGUCAACCAAGGAAAGAUGAUCGUUACCCUCGGUGAAAAUCAGUCUCUCCAUGAAAAGUGGCGCAAAGAAGGCAUAUCAACUAUUCAUAGAGACUUGAGCAGCGAGGUUUCAAACCUGUUCUCCUCCAGGCCGUGGCAGGCACCGACCAGUGCCAAUUACCCGUACAUGCUUGACCAGCUAACCAUCCACGUCGCAAGCAUUUUGUCGGAGAUGGACAAGGAGGCUCGGUCACGAAACCCUUACGAGGAUGCGUGGGCUGCGGAGGUGCUGUCUCGAGCGCGAGGCCUCGCCCGUGUGAAGCUGUGUACCCCGAGCUACAUGAACGCGGAGGGGUCGGUCGAUCACAUGAAACCAGAGAAAGCGCUGCAGGCGGCUGGGGCUUCCAUCUGGGGAACGGGCAUGACAAAUUUCGUGGGGACUCUGGAGAAGUGGGGAGAGGGAUUGUGA
Messenger RNA from Penicillium pulvis, 687 nucleotides. RefSeq lists its product as uncharacterized. The coding region runs from base 1 to 687 and encodes 228 amino acids. The record is from RefSeq and is a predicted model, not a curated record. The transcript has 3 exons. Lineage: Eukaryota; Fungi; Ascomycota; Eurotiomycetes; Eurotiales; Aspergillaceae.